Molecule: messenger RNA, 636 nt
Organism: Syzygium oleosum
Lineage: Eukaryota; Viridiplantae; Streptophyta; Magnoliopsida; Myrtales; Myrtaceae
Exons: 1
Coding region: 103-438 (111 amino acids)
Source: RefSeq, a predicted model, not a curated record
UAAAUCCCCAUCCCUCCGCAAGCCCAUGCACAAGCACGCCUCUUUUCGCUUUAGAGAACGCAAGCCAUCGUCCUCCCCAAAAAGCUGUUCGGAAAAAAAACCAUGCAAGUCCUGCUCGAGAAGCCGUCCCAGAGGCCGCGCCUCCAGCAGAGAUCCGUCUCGUUCGCCGGGGAUAACCGGGGCAGCCGCAGCCGCAGGUGCUCCUUGCCGGCGGCGUCCCCGCGGCGCCGGCCGGCCUGCACGUGCUCGAGGAAUCCAGGGUCGGUCCAGUGCGGCCGCCACGGGUACGUCGUGCCCGACGAGAGGGCGGUGACGAGGAACCAGGCGAACAAGGAGAUUCUGCGGAGGGCCUUGACGCCGCCGGCUCGCCGGUUCAGCCUCCGGAGGUGGAGUUUCAGGCCGACGCCGAGCAGGCUCUCCGCCAUGUCGACGGCUUAGAGUUGCUUAGACUAGAGCGUUUCUCCCGUUUCGUUGUUUUCACAUGUUCUGCUCCGAGGAGGUAGAUCGACGGACGGAGUUCAAUGUAAAUUGCAUCAAUUUUGAUCUCUUUAUUACUUUCUUUUCUAAUGUCUUGGUCCGGAUCGGAUGGCUGCUUUCGGAAUUGGUCUUUCUUUAGGAGAAAUCAGCGCAAGCAAG